This is a messenger RNA of Triticum dicoccoides, 663 nucleotides long. RefSeq lists its product as uncharacterized. Lineage: Eukaryota; Viridiplantae; Streptophyta; Magnoliopsida; Poales; Poaceae. The transcript is spliced from 4 exons. The coding region runs from base 1 to 450 and encodes 149 amino acids. The record is from RefSeq and is a predicted model, not a curated record.
AUGUGGCCGGUUCGGUGCGCGGCGAGGAGUCUCGGUGGCUCCCUGCUCCAGCGAACGCGGGCGGCGGUCGCCGGGGAGGGACGCCGGCUCGUGCCAAGCACGUUCAUGCGCCCGCGCCAGCUCUCCGGCGAGGUCUCCAGCGAGCGAUCGCAGGUACCGGAGCGACUCCUCCUCGAGACAGGCCGGAUCAUGCGCAACCGCCAGCUCGCCAGCGAGAUAUCCAAGAGACUACAGGAGCCGUCUGCCUUGGAAUCUGAGGUCCAGUGCAGGAUGGAGGCGCUUCUUGCAUCGUGGCAUAACUUGGAGGAGCUUCACAAGGAAGCAGCACCAGAUGCCUUUGAGUUGUAUGUGAAGGCCUAUGGAAAUGCGGCUAAGGCUGUGGUUCGUGGAGCUGCCAAGGCGUUGCUUUAUUUCUGUAUGAUUAGUUCCGUUAUUUUGGGUGACAAGUAGAAGCCCAGGCUGCUACCAAGGAAAACCAGUGAAGACAAGAUAAGAAAAAAAAGGAGAACCAAUGAUGGCCCCAGCUUGUUUUCAGUUUAAUUAUGACCUGUGCUAUUACAAACAUGGAAGUUUGGCUAGCUAGCACUGUGCUAUCAUGCAUUGUGAUAUUAAAAACAUGGAAGUUUCACUCUGAAAACUAAUUGUGUGAUGUCUUGUAUAGAU